Molecule: messenger RNA, 3969 nt
Organism: Nerophis lumbriciformis (worm pipefish)
Lineage: Eukaryota; Metazoa; Chordata; Actinopteri; Syngnathiformes; Syngnathidae
Source: RefSeq, a predicted model, not a curated record
AUGGAGGCUCAUGAAAUUGAAACGGCUACUAAUAGCCAGGCCACAGGCCACAAUUUAGCAGUUGACGACUCGUUGGUGCCCAAAAAAAAGUCAACGUCAGUUGUAUGGCGGUAUUUUGGAUACCAGAAGGACGACUUGGACCAAAAGCACACGCUGUGUAAAGUGUGCCGAAAAUACGUUGCCACGAGCCAAGGCAACACUACGAACCUGUUUCACCAUCUAGAACACAACCACAUUGCGGAGUUCGAAGCCAUUAAAUUGGCGAAGAAGCAGGGCGACAAUGUGAGUAACGCCCGUGCCGCUUCCAAAAAGCCGCAGCCCAGCAUCGCGGAGGCUUUCCUAUGGGCUACACCUUACGAGCGAACCACUAAAAAGUGGUUAGAAAUAACCGAUGCCAUAGCGUACCACAUUGUUAGAGACAUGGCACCGAUUGCAAUAGUGGAACAGCCGGGGUUCAAACGCUUGAUGCAUGUUACAGACAAGCGCUACAACAUCCCAUCGAGAAAAUACUUUUCCAAAACUGUCAUCCUGAAGAUGUACAUUACGGAGAGGGAGAAAGUUUUGGCUGAACUUCGUUAUGUGAAAUACUUCGCAGCAACUUCAGACUUAUGGUCCAGUCGAACGACAGAGCCCUACAUUAGUUUGACGGUCCAUUUCAUAAACGACAAGUGGGAGCUUCGCACCCGGGUGCUGGAAACGGCCUAUUUCCCCGACGACCACACGGGUGAAAUGAUAGCCCAGGCCCUCAAACUAAUGCUUUCAGCGUGGGACCUGAAGCAGGAGAACCUGGUCGCCAUCACCACCGACAGCGGAUCUAACAUUAUCAAAGCAGCUGAACUCAAUGAGUGGAUGCGUCAGCAGUGCUUUGGCCACAGACUGCACCUAGCAAUAGAAAAUGCUCUGAAAAAACACCCGGUUGUAGAUAGGACCAUAAGGGGCUGCAAGAAGAUUGUGAGUGCAUUUUCAUACAGUUGGAAAAGGAUGAAGGCACUCAAGAAGGCACAGAAAGAGCUGGACCUUCCCCAACACAAGCUUAAAACGUCCUGCCCAACAAGAUGGGGAUCCAUGCAUCUGAUGACGGCCAGACUCCUAGAGCAAAAGAGAGCCAUCUCACAGGUCCUCUCUGAAGAUCGUUCCUCAAGGCACCUCGUGCCUAAAUGGUCUGACAUCGAUGUGCUAGAGGCCAUCAGCAAAGCUCUUGAUCCGCUGGUGGAGUUCACAGAUGCCCUAUCAGGUGAUGAGUAUGUAACCAUCUCUUCACUGAAGCCUGCGCUUCACAUACUCCGAUCUCGGGUGCUGGCUGAGGAGGAAGAAGACGUCGAGCUUACAAAACAGCUCAAAUCAGACAUACUGGCCUACCUGGAAGAGAAAUUCUCAGCUCCGACCACCAGAGAACUUUUGGACAUUGCAUGUUUUGUUGAUCCUCGAUUCAAGACUUCAUACAUCUCUGCUGACCAUAUCCCCGCCAUUCAGGAAAAGAUGAAAGCAGAGAUGGAGUCAGCUGCUGCAGACCAAACUAGGUGUACCGGAGAGGGCACUACCACUGAGUCUGAGCCUCCUACAUCAUCAUCAGCGAAGAGGCCAAAGAAAUCAUUUGGAAGGUUUUUCAAAGAAAGUGAGGAGGUGCUUCAGACGAUACCAAAGUUCUGCUUUCCCUUUGACAUGGAAAGAGUAUCCCAGAGUCACGUUGGACAAAACUUCACUUUUGUGCUGACCGAUAUAGAUGGCAAGCAGAGGUUCGGGUUCUGUCGACUAACUCAAGGUUGCCGAGUCUGCAUAUGUCUACUCAGUUAUCUUCCAUGGUUUGAGAUCUACUACAAGCUGCUGAACACUCUUGCAGACUACCUUACAAGACAUCAGAAUAAUGACUUGAAUGACAUGCUGAACUCCCUAUAUGAUCUUCCUGUGCCAAAGCCCUUCACGCCAGUCAAUCUGAGUGUGAAUGAGCAGUUGUAUAUUGCCACUGGGCAAGUACUGAGAGAUCAGCGAAGCAAGGAACCGCACUCCUACUUCAUCGCCCCGGAUAUCAAUGGACUGCCAACUAUCCCAGAGAGUAGAAACCUGACAGAAUACUUUGUGGCUGUGGAUGUCAACAACAUGCUGCAACUCUACGGCAGUAUGCUUCAUGAGCGGCGCAUCAUCAUUACCUCAAGCAAGCUGAGCACUUUAACUGCAUGUGUCCACGGUGCAGCUGCUCUGCUCUUUCCAAUGUAUUGGCAGCAUAUCUUCAUCCCUGUGCUGCCCCCGCAUCUUCUGGACUAUUGCUGUGCCCCCAUGCCAUACUUUGUGGGAGUUCAUCUUAGUCUGCUGGAGAGAGUCCGCAGUCGGUCCCUGGAGGAUGUAGUCAUCCUGAACGUGGACACCAACACACUGGAGAGUCCUUUUGAUGAUCUGCAUAACCUUCCCAGUGAUGUGGUGUCCUCUCUGAAGAGCAAGCUUAAGAAGCAGUCAACAGCAACAGGAAGUGGCGUGGCGAGGGCCUUCUUGAGAGCGCAGGCUGCUCUGUUUGGCACCUACCGAGACGCCCUCCGAUAUAAACCUGGUGAGCCAAUAACAUUCAGCGAGGAGAGCUUUGUGAGCCAUCGCUCAAGCACCAUGAGGAACUUUUUGUCCAUGGCUGUCAACCUGCAGCUCUUCAAACAGUUCAUCGACGGACGGCUGGCCAAAUUGAACGCAGGCCGUGGCUUCAGCGACGUGUUUGAAGAAGAGAUCACAGAGGGGGGGUUCUGUGGAAGUAAUGCUAAGUCCUAUCAGCAGUGGAUGCACACCGUCAAGCGAGGCGGAGCGCUCUUCAAUACAGCAGUGACAAAGGCCAAAAGUCAUGCAAAGAGAGGCAUCCGAGACAUUAAGGGACGACUUAAAGCACGGGAGGAAGAGGAGGAAGGGAUAACUAUCUGUGCAGGGUCGCCCACUAGUACCAAGAGCCUGUCUCCAAGGCGACUGCAAAGGCUGAGAAUGCAAAACUUCAAGUCCCCUAUGCACACGGGCCCUCAAGAGCUCGGCUACGGUCUGGAUGACGACGAGCUGGACACUGCUAGCAAGAUCUCCUCAGAGGACAGUGGCGAUGUUCCUUCAUAUGCGGAGGACAGCGAUGACUCCUACUCUUUAGAGCUGGACAUGGAUACUUCUCAGUCAGGCAAGAUGAACCUGCUGGAGGAGAUCCUGGACUCUCUGAACACCACCACGAUAGAGCAAGGCAAGCUCAGUGCUGCCAAGAGCCUUGACUUCUUUAGGUCCUUUGAGGAACUGGACUACCAGGCCCCGAGCAAGGGUAAAGCCACCGUUGACUUUCAGCCGUCACAGGAAAGCAGUUGUGGUGGAGGGGGAGACCAGGGGGGCUGGAACAUGGGUCAGGAUGACAGCGCGGUCCAUGGUAAACACCUCCCACCGUCCCCACGCAGGCAGCCCAACAAGAGCAGCCUGAAGAAACCUCCCGUACCCCCUGUCCCUGUGACAGAUGAGCAGCUCACUGCCCAUCCCCUACCUCCAGGAAGCAAGCAAGCAGGAGACCGCUUUUCCUAUUCACCCUCGACAUUUCAUCGAAUCACACCCACAACGCCCUCUCCAACUUUGUCUCACGCGUCUUCACUCCCCAACUAUUCUCCACUGCCAGCGGCCCGCGCUCGGACCGUUUCCGAGCCCCGAGCAAGCCCUGAGCCCCCUCCCGCCCAGAACCCGACCGGCUCUACCGGGAUUUUGAGAAGGAAAGUGCUGUCUAAGGAGACGGUGAGGCACUACAAGGAGAAAUCUCUGCAGAGGCUGGGAAGCAAGGAGGGGAAAGCUAGGAACAGCCAAUCUGUGCAGGUUCCCUGGGAGAAAGAUUACAAGGAGGGACUACCGGCUAUGCAGGAUCAAGGCCUCCUGGAGGAGAUCGAGAGCAUGUGCUGCGUCGGGCCUGUCCUCCACAGCGGCCUGCAGCUGUCGCAGGUUCACUGCAACAAUCACAGCAAAGCCACAGAGCACUCUUAA